AAUACUUAGUGUUUAUCUUAUCCCUUGGUGGUGUUUAUCAAAUAAAUUAAAAUUUUGCAGCUUAAAUAUUAAAGUACCGAUCCAGGAAAUAAAAGUAAAUUUUAAAUUAACUUUAGACAUAGAUCUUUGUCUUAAGGGCUCUGUUGAGGUGUCAAUCCAGAAAAACGAAAAGUGUCGAGGAAGGGGUCUGCAACGCAACAAGUCUCGUUGAGUGGAAUUUUCAGCACGGUUGCAACAAAAAGUGAAUGCCGUAGGAAUGGGAUAACUGACGCUAAGGGGCGGGACAUGCGUCCCCAAUCUAGGCCAAUAAAACUAGUCCCGGUCAGUCGAGGGAGAUCAUUCUAUCGCUGGACACCGAGGAGUAAACUUCAGCCUGGGCAUGGAGCCAGAUGGCCUGGAGUUUGGAGCAGUCUAAGUUGAGGCCCCGGAACAGUCCAGCCACAAAAGCUGUACUGGCAAGAUCUCUCAGGGGGCAAAAUGGGUAUCAAACUUCAUGGUUUUUGAAAUGUAUAACUCAUCGGCCUCAGGCAAUAACGGUUUGCAUGAUGGAUCCGCCCAUCAUUUCAUCAAAAAAUAUAAGAUCCGGCAUCCAAAAAGUAUGACAACGGAGCAACUGCCGGAGCAGUAUUCUGUCUUCGUGAAAGAGGAACCCCGUGAGGAAUCACAAAUUCCGGUAUUCUGCUAUGAAGCGAUAACCAAAGAAGAAGUUAUCCUCGAGGACGAGCUGGCCGAGAAUGAGCCAUCCGGUGAUGAACGCUCGCACGGUAUGCCAGCUCCAGUGGGUGAAAAUCAAUUUAAGCACUUUAAAUGCUCCGAGUGCAACAAAUUGUUCAAGAGAAAGAAAUUCGCCAACACAUGCGAAAAGAAGCACGAAAUAAUACGGCUAGGACUGUUUGAGUGCAAGAUUUGCAACAAGCGCUUAAGUAAAAAACAACAUCUUGCGAAUCACAUGGAAUCCCAUAAGAGAGGAACGGUUAAAAUGUUUGGGUGCAACAUUUGCAACAGGCGCUUUUGUUCGAAGCAACUUUUUGAGAAACAUGAAAAGAGCCAAAGCUGCGGAGCUAACAAAAUGUUUGGUUGUCAAAUUUGCAAGGAGCAUUUCGAUACACAGGCAAAUUUUUACAGACACAUGUUAUCUCACACUAAAGAAAAAAAUGCAACAAAUGCAACAAAUAUACUCCCGGCGAAGGUUGCAGUCGAUAAUCACAUGUUCAAGUGCCCAGAGUGCGGUAAAACAUUUGAUCGUGUUAAUUUGGUUAGAGGAUGUCUUAGGAAGCACGAAGCCCGGCAAAUGGGAUACUUCAAAUGUCGCUUUUGCUUGAUCCACCUUGGCACAUAUCAAUAUCUGAAGAAACAUGAGGCUCGACAUCGAUUCGAACAGAAUACUGACAACGCCGAAACAGACCUUCCAACAGACGAGCAAACGCUCCCGCCAGUCAUCAACGAGGAAGAAGAUGAGGCUGAAGACUGUAACGGCGAGCUGGAGGCGGAAUCAAAACAAUUUUACAUUAUCGAAGAGAGUUCGGUAACUGCUUCGGUGAAAGAAGAGGAGCUGCAAAAUCUGCCCAUCAAAACUGAGCCUGAUAUCGAGCAAUGCAUUCCGCACACUGUAGUGAGUGUCAGUCCACAAGUGAAGAAAGAAUUUAGUCGAAAUUGGACCUAAAAUCGUACUUAAUUAAACGCGGCUGCUACUCACGAAAUGGCAAAGGGUCCAUUUCGCCCCAA
Messenger RNA from Culex quinquefasciatus (southern house mosquito), 1725 nucleotides. RefSeq names its product zinc finger protein 888-like. Gene Ontology annotation, biological process: regulation of transcription by RNA polymerase II. Gene Ontology annotation, molecular function: DNA-binding transcription factor activity; RNA polymerase II cis-regulatory region sequence-specific DNA binding. The transcript has 7 exons. Bases 494 to 1663 code for a protein of 389 amino acids. Lineage: Eukaryota; Metazoa; Arthropoda; Insecta; Diptera; Culicidae. The record is from RefSeq and is a predicted model, not a curated record.